This is a messenger RNA of Aspergillus homomorphus CBS 101889, 1113 nucleotides long. RefSeq lists its product as uncharacterized. The transcript has a single exon. Lineage: Eukaryota; Fungi; Ascomycota; Eurotiomycetes; Eurotiales; Aspergillaceae. The record is from RefSeq and is a predicted model, not a curated record. Bases 1 to 1113 code for a protein of 370 amino acids.
AUGUCUUCCCAAGCUCAAGCUGAGCGUUUCCAUGUCCCCGUGACCUCUGAAGCCUCAGACGAGUCUCUUCAGGGUCCGAUGGAGUUUCCAGAUGUACCUCAGGGUCCGUUUGAUUCUGUAGAAGUUUUCGAAUCUUCAGCUGAGGGUUCUGGGGCUUCUCAGACCCCAUUGGGGUCCUUAGGCGAGUCUGCUUGGUCGUAUGUCUCGCAGAUCCACGAUCAUUCGACUAACGAUCUUGGGGUUCGAGAAACGUCUCCAGGGGAUACCCAGGGCGUACUGACUGGGUCCUUUCACACUCCAAUAGCCACUCAAGAAGCGAUGCAGGGCCUAGCUGAGCCGCACGGAAUAUCUCAUGACCCAGCUGAAUCUUCUACAACUUCAAUAGCCCUCCAAACACCGGACAAGGCUGUGGAAGCCGACAUGACCACCCAGGCGCCAAUCGAGUCUUCCGAAAAUCCGGAACCACCAGCCGGACCUUCCCAAGCGCCAGGAGGGCUUACUCGACCGCCUUCGUAUUCGUCCGUGGCUCCACCUAGAUAUAGACGUUCCACCGAAACUACAAUCGAGCCGAUGACGAUCGAGGAAGCCGAGGAAGGAUCCGCCGAAGGCAACGGCGUCCGUGCCAAACGCCGCCGUUGCCGGUGCGCGAUUCAUCCAAAGCUUGUCAAGGAAUGUGAUAUCUGCUGCACGCCGAGAAAUUUGGGCUGUAUAAUGGCUGUAGUGUACAUAUGUGCAUUGUCUGCGCUAAUUCUCGCCGCCAUAAUAUUGUCAGGAGACCGCGACAAUGAUCCGGCGCUGGUUCACGACCACUGCUUCAAGAGCCAAACAAAAGCUUCUUACCUCUCCGGAUUUGUGGGUUGGAUGGGGGCCGAUCAAUGGUAUGCGCAUCACUGGGGUCUCGCGGUCUUCAAAAGCUUGUCCAUCAUCAUAGGUUUGGUAUGGACGUCUCUCCACUUGUUCAUUCAGGCCGAUCCCCCGCUUGACCUUGACUGGCUAUGGUCGACCUGGCUCUAUAGUAUCCCUGUCGUGGUUCUUUGGUGGAUGAUUGAUACGGUGCUCUGGCUUAAGGGCGUGUAUAGUGUUCCUGGAUGCCCUGGCGGUGGUGGUGUCUAG